Porites evermanni is the source of this 9192-nucleotide messenger RNA. NCBI's taxonomy places the organism in Eukaryota, Metazoa, Cnidaria, Anthozoa, Scleractinia, Poritidae. The record is from the annotation of a GenBank genome assembly.
AUGGCCACUUCCAAGCUGAGAUACGAAGGAAAAGUUACAAUUGUAACAGGAGGCUCUAAAGGAAUUGGAGAAGGAGUCGUCAGAGAGUUCGGUAAGUAAACAAUACGAUAAAAUGCAGUGUUAUUUAACUUCAGGGCCUUCCUCUCUGUUUUUAAAAUUAAGUUUUGUGUUGAAAUAUUUUAUACGACCGACUCUGUUCUUCCUAUUCAUAGGCUGCUGAAGGGUUCAUUUCUUGGUGGUGGGAGCUUCGUUAAGUAAACAUGACUGUUUUUUAGACAUCAUGUGACAACAUCAUAUGACUUUACACGAAGCUUUCCGACUCGAAUUUCUUGUAUAACAGAACGGCAAAAUCGUUACUCAUAAGAAGGUUACUUAAUAAUUUAUUAAAAAAGUUUAUAAAUAAGCAAAAAAGACAAAAAACAAACAAAUAGAGACUCCCCCCCAUCAAAAAAAAAAAAAAAAGAAAAAAGAAAACUAAACUAAAAAAAUCCUUCAAUUUCUUUCAGCGGUCAAAAUCGUAUGGUGUUUAUUAUGUUUCAGUUAUUAGAGCGGUUUUCACUUGACUGUCGAAAGGGAUUGGUUUUGGUUUUGGUUUUGGUUUUACUACGCCCUUUGGUUGGCUAGUGUAUUUACUUUGGUUUUGGUUUUACGACAGUCAAGUGAAAACCGCUGGGGGGGGGGGUGGGGGUGGGGGCAUUAGCAAAUUUUGUGUGGUCUGGGCAUUUGCCUACCCUUGAUACCAAUGUAGUUUGCUGUCCUGAUAUAACUAAACAUUGCUUAUCAAGAUGUGGGAAACUUACUGCGUGAUGUGGGGAGCUAUCGACGUAUAUGAAUCAACAUUUUUUUAUUGAAUCAAAUUUCUUUUGAUCUGGGAUUUGAAUACAAUUUAGGGGCACUUCUAUGCUCAUGUAUGCUUACAGUUGGAUUUGACUGAUUCAUAAAAUCCAAAGGCAGAAUAAUGAAUUAUUGUUUUCUGUUACUUAGUAAAUAAAAUAGGAGUGAGCAUGGAUAUAUAAAUGUGGAAAACUAUUUUCUGUUUACUCAAAGUCUUUUAACACCGUUUUGUUUCCUAGUGAAAGCUGGUGCCAAAGUUGUCUUUUGUGCUCGUGGGGGUAAGUUUCUUGAACAUAUUGUAUGUUAAUUUUCUGGUAAUUACUGACAUUUUAACCCUUCUGCCCAGAACAAAUAUGGAAAAAUGUUUGGUAUCCACACUCCAGUCACAUCACAAAUUCAUUCUUACUCUUUGGAGUACAACUGCCUCCAUACAGUGCAAAAAAAUGUUGGAAAAUUAUGUGGAAUUGUUAGAGGCCAUAUUAUAUGGUGCAGAAAAGUUCCAAUAUGAAGCAAAUUGUAAUAUGUGAGUUCUGUUGGGAAGAUUUAUUUUAAUGUAGAACACUCAUGGUCAGUAGAUUCUAAGCAACAUUAAUAUUUCAAAGGUUAAAUAGCGGCUAAAUAGCUGCAGUGUAAUAGCCUUAAAUGGAGUUUUUGAAAAUGAUUGUUAUUUGAGUUCAUAAUAAACAAAUCUGCGCUGCGAGUGUUUUAUAUUUUAUGAUACAAGUAGUAUACUCAGAAUUGAUGCAUUGCUAUUAGACUGUUCAUUGAGUCCCUUAUUUUUUUGUAAGAUCGAGCACUUAACAGUUUGAGGGGCUGUCUUGGUUUCAUAGCCUUGAGGGUAGAGAGGCAAGAAAAAGAGGAGCGACUGUCCUAAUGUUACUGCAGCUCGCAUUCAAGGGGCGCAUUUUUGCAGCAAUGCAGGAUUGGUCAUCAGACAAUAGAUGUUAAUUACCAUGUAAAACAAGUUUAGUUUAAAGGUGUUUCACUGACAAGUCCUCAUUUCUAUAAAACGGUUUCAUAAUAUUUCUGUUCACCUUACUUAAACUUUUGUGCUAUUUUGAGUUAGAUCUUCAUCAUUUUAGGCCAAUGAUUCUGGGGAGAGAAUUUACAUGUAUUUAUCUCUGACUUGUAUUAAGUAGGGCAGACUCUUCUUGACAUUGCAGAGAUUGCAGAGUGAAAAUUUAUUAUGUACAAUAAAAUAGCUGUGCCUGACUGCAAGAAUUAGUGAAAAUGCCAUAUUUUUGUGGUUUACCCACAAGAACUUUGAAACCCAAGAAGUCAAUAAUUUUACUGUAAGAAGCUACAAAAAUUACCGCAAGCCUCAACAAGGCACAAGAAGUAGUUUAUAAGUCUUCACCUACGGCAGGACUUUUCCGCGGGUGGCGGGUGACGGGUGACGGGUGACGGGUAGCGGGUGGCGGGUGACGGGUGACGGGUGAGGGGUAGCGGGUGAUGGGUGACGGGUGGCGGGUGGCGGGUGGCAGUUGGCGGGUUAAAAAUAUAUAUGAAAAUAAAAUAUUAUAAUAAAAUAUUAUUAUUGAUAAUGAUAUAACUGUAAGUUGUAAUUUUAAAAUAAUUUCAACGUUUAUGUACUAGCUACCAGACUCCAAAUAAAAGUAUUGUCUUGUUUUGUUUUAUCUACUUAAGCGGACUAAUAAUGGUAAAAAAAAAAAGAGAAAUCAUGCCUGUGAAAACAGUCACCUCUCCUCUUGCUCCGCACCGCAAGUGAUGUUUUGUCAGGCUACACGCGGUGUGUCAAAUGAAAAUGGGCUAUGUCAAGCAAGACACAUGCCACGUGUCGAUCUUGUUUGUCUAGUUUGCUUUUUCUUCCACAUCAAGACGAAAGAUGAUUGCACUUCCCCAACCGUUUAGCCGUGUUUAUAACAGACUGCAAGAGAUUCGGCCUCCUGUGUCGUAGCUCAGUUUUUGCCCUAGUAUGCGGCAUGAUUGCCAUCCUAAUCAGUAUUUUUAAGUACUAUUUAAGAAAUGCAGAUCCUUUUUGUAUAUAUACACAACGAGAUCAAUUCCCGUCCGAGACGCCACAUGCGGCGAAAACGGUCCAUGCUGUGUCAAAAUUGUCUUGCUCCUUCUCUUGCAUGCAUUAACAUUGACAGCUUUGUUGCUUUAGUCUUAUGAAAAUUUCCUUGUUUUCUCGAAAUAGACAUUUUGUACAUUUCAAACUACAAGUCGGGAACCAAAUUGGCAAAGAUUUAUCCCACAGGCAAUGCAAUGUUUAUCCCAACCUAUAACAAAAGAACAAACACACUUGUCAAAAAUCUGAGACACUGUACAAACAUGUCGAGAAGAGAAUGCGAUCUUACUUGUCUGGUCGCAGGAUAAAUAUUACUUUAAUUUUUAUGAGUUCCUCAAGCUAUUUCGUGCAUGCGACAUCGUGUAGAAUAAUAUUGCUAAAAUAUCGCUUUUUGUAAUGUUUAUUAUUUUUUUUCUUUUUUUGGUUUCCCCUUUUUAUUUUUAUUUUUUUAUUUUUUACGGCCUGACCCACCACCUGCCACCCGUCACCCAUCCCCCUGGGAAAAGUCCUGCCGCUUCACCUACAAGAAGUUGGUGGUGUUUGUGUGAGUGAUAUUUUUUUGUUGGUUGGUUUUAUUCAUUGCACGUUCUUGCAAUGCAAGAACUUCUUGUGCCACUUCUUAUGCAUGCAUUAUUUUGGGCUGUACUGUUCAUUGUUAUUGGGACACACACUAUAAAUUGUGCACAAUACAUUCUCUUGUUAGUUAGUUUGAUGUGUUAUUAUACCACAGCUAGUACGUUUGUGAAUGUGGUCGACUUUGUUGGGCAGUACUUUGGGCAGUAAAUGUAUUAUAUCAUUGGGAAGUAUACCCCUAUCAGGUCUUUAUUUUGUACAUUGUAUUGUUAUGCUUACAUCAUACCACCUGUAUUCUCUGUGUUGUGCCUUCAGAGGCUGAAGGGGAAAAACUUGAAAAAGAACUAAAUGGCACAGGUCCUGGAGAAGCAUACUUUAUCAAAUGUGACGUUACUAAAGAGGAAGAUAUCAAGGUCAGUUUACUUUCUAGAGUCCCUCCAAUCUGGAGUCAUUUUUUUUUAAAAAACCCUAACUUUCUGGUAUCAAUAGACCUUUGGACACGGUUUUUUCCUAUUUCGACAUGGACAAGUUAGGGAAUGAUUGUCAACUGCACUGGAGGAGGACCUUUACACUGUAGUAAAAUUGUCAAGUUUGAAGGUGAUUUAUUGAAAACAAACAAAUAUAAACCAGGAAGAGGCAAAAUCCUAAUUAAAUUUUUGUAACUUUGUGGAGCUAUAUUAUUUUUUUCUUGUUUAAGACAUAUCACUUUAAAUUUUGGCAGUGGUAUCGACAGAUUGUCCCCGACUGGUACAGUUCAAAAGUUGAAAAAACUGAGGAAGGGUCUGUUACUUGCAACAAUCUUUGCAACACUUUAAUGUGUUCACUGUCUUACACGGUGUACCUUAUUUAUCUUAGUUUGAAAUUCAUGUCAAUUUACAUGUACUACCAGCAUCCUAAGAUACAACUAAGUUUUCUUCCCACACUCUGCUGGCAUGCUGAAUCAGUCAAAAUUAAAUUUUUUGGUCUAUAAAUACAGACAUCCCAACACAGCUGUCUGACAACACCCUGCUAGCACACUCAUUAAGUCAACGCUUACUGUAAGAAUGAUUUAGAAGUACAGUAGGGCAUCCUUGUAAAGAUUCUUUGUCUACCAUUCUUUAUCACAUUGAAGCUUUACAUUUAGGAUUCGAACCCAGUGCCAAAUCCAUCUUGACCAUACCUACUGCCCUUGCUUCCCGAAGAAAAUGACCAUCUUUAUCCUAACACAGCUCUCAGCUAACCCUUUAGUGCACUCAAUCAGAUAAAAUUGACUGUUAUGGUGUAUAACCACAGUCAUCCCAACACAGCCCUCUCAGCUAACCCUUUAGUGCACUCAAUCAGGUAAAACUGACUGUUAUGGUGUAUAACCACAGUCAUCCCAACACAGCCCUCUCAGCUAACCCUUUAGUGCACUCAAUCAGUUAAAACUGACUGUUAAGGUGUAUGUAGCCACAGUCAUCCCAACACAGCUCUCUCAGCUCACUAUUAAAGGUAACACUCUCAAUCAGUCAAAAGUGAAUCUUUUGGUUUAUGACUCAUUCAUAUCAAUUCAAGACAAUUUUAUUAACGGUGUCUUUCUUUAUGUUAAUAAAGAAUUUAGUGGAGAAGACAGUUGAAAAGUAUGGUUGCAUUGACUGCCUCAUCAACAAUGCUGGAUGGCGUAAGUCGAGAAACCAAGUUUUAUCUUCUUUGUCAUAACAAACAGCAAACUAUUAAGGUUAAUCUGAAGUUUUGCAGUUGCAAAACUCAGCUAUCUUUGUUAUUAAUGUUCCUUGGUUUAAGUAAUAUCCAAGGUUGUAAAAUUAAUGAAGAGAGAUGGCGUUUAAUUAGACUGCAGGCAAUCCACAUCAGGAUGAUUGCAUGAGGGAAUGAAAAAAAGGAAUUAAAAUAGGUCAGCUGAAGGGACUGGCUCAUUUUCUCCAUUCCUGUGAAGCCUCAACUUGAGUGACUGAAAUGAGGGUGCCUUUAUGGUAGUGGAGUAUUUUUAUUACAGUUUGUGAUUCUAAUUAUAUGAAUUUCGUCAAUAAAGAUGUUUUGCUUUUUAUGUUUUCAUCAUCUUGAAUUUUUUGCUUUGUUGACAGAUCCCCCAAGUAAAACAAUUGAUGAGACUUCAGUGGAUUUGUUCAGAGAACUGUUGAAUCUAAACCUUGUAAAUUAUUUCUUAUUUUGUAAAGUAAGUACAGUAUUGUUGUUCUAGGCUUUUUAGUUACAUGUAUAUGCAGGUGUUUAAUUUCUGUUUAAUUGUUACUUUUCAUAAGACAAAAGUGGAGGAAGAUUUUUUAAGGGACGUCAGGAGCCCGUCAAAUAGCCCGUGUAGCCCGUGAGCCCGUGUAGCUAUAACAACAUCUUAAAAAAUACCUUCAUGGCAUCAAGGUUCAUGAUGUAAAAAUAUUUCUAUGUACCGGUAUGUCAAAACAAGGCCAUGUGUAAAAUAUUUUUGUAAAUAUGAAAUAAGUUUAAUUUAUGUUAAAUUAGUUCAGUUCGGUUUAUUUUCACUCAAUAUAGAUUGAUGUUUACAAGAUAAACGUCUCUUUAGAAUUAAUAUGAAAGUUUGAGUAUGGUGGCCAAGUGAAACAUAAAUUGUUUUUCUGGUUGGCCACCAUAGAUUUGGAAAUUUAGUUAAAAUUUGAGACUUUGCCAUUUUAAAUUGCCUUUGACAUAUUUUUCUUUGCAGUUUGCUUUGCCUCACAUACGGAAAACAAAAGGAAACAUUAUCAACAUGUCAAGUUUAGUGGCACAAAUUGGCCAGCCUGGAGCUGUAGCAUAUGUUGCAAGCAAGGUAAUAUAAAUAAACAUUUUAACAUUUUAUAACCAUGCAUGUUCUGCAGUUUUCUCAAAUGUACCGAUUUAUUUAAAAACAAACUAAAAAAAAAAAGAUAUACCAAAUAAAAUUUUGACGAGAAAUAUGUCAGGAUUUUUCUUUUUACAGGGUGUAACAAACCUUCAGUUCUGUAGUUUUCAUAACUGGCGAUGGGAUUUUAGCGUAGAGAGAAAAAGGGCCGUGAUAAUUAACUUGUGACUUUCUUGUAUUACAAGGGUGGGAUAACAUCAAUGACAAGAGCGCUCGCAGUUGAUGAGGCUAAAUAUGGAGUACGAGUUAACAGGUAAUUAAAAGUGAUUAUCAGUCAUUUAACACAUAGCAUAAGAAGCCCCUUUUUUAAUAACAGAUUAUGUUCUUUUUAGGCUAUCUAAUGAUGGACUGUGUAAUGGAUGUUUUCACCCCUCCUCAACAUUAUUUUUUUCUCUACUAUCUCAAUAAUUUUGUAAGCUGGAAAAUAGGUAAAAGGUAGGUAAAGGCGCACAAGAGCAAAAGGUACAAACAGCUGGAGCUUAUCCUAGUUUCCUUCACAUGAAGCAUGCCUAGGAGUAUUGCUAGUCACCCAUGGACAGGAUGCUUGUCCAUCACAUGGUUACCCCCAGCAGUAUGUUGCCGGUACCCAUUUAUACACCCGGGUGAAGGGAGACAAAGUGUUGUAAAAUUCCUUGUCCAAGGGAACAACGUGAUGGGCAAGGCUUGGACCCCUGACUUCCAGAUUCGGAGUUUGAGGUGUUAACCGCUCCACCACUCAUCUCCGCAGGUUGAAACAUUAGCAGCAGUAAAACUAUGUUUAAGAAACUGAAAGUAACCAGAGUAUAAUACCAUCAACUGACGUGAUACAACUCACUUUGACUCUGAAGAUGACUACCGAACAGGUAGUCAGUCAGUCACUGUCAACAAUAACAGUCCUAUUCAGGACUACGUUUACCCGGACAAUCAAACUCAGCCUACUUUUGAAAUGACUCCUGGUUCAAACCUUUCACAGUUUUUGUGACUAAUCUGUUGAUAAGCAGUCACUUGCCGGUACCCUGAGGGUGGCCGCUUAAUGGAGGUUCAUCUGUGUUUACUAGACUACUUCUCAAAAAAGAAAACGCCAUGAACAGUUGUUUCUUAAAAAUAGUCCUGUAUAAUUUUCAGUGUUUCACCUGGUAAUGUAUGGACACCAUUGUGGGACCAGUUGGCCACGUUGACUGGUGACUUUGAGAAAAGUAAGAAAGAUGGUGAAGAAGCCCAGGUAUGUUAGCUUGGCUUGGGUUUUAUUUUUUCAUUUUUCUUUUCCUUAGCAUUGUGGCAGUGUAGCACAAAACUUUAGUCAUUCAAUGUUGCUCUUACGAAGGGAUCAGCAUGGAAAUGAUAGGUUUUCAGUCAGUACAGUAAUCUAUAUUUACACACAGUUAACGAUUUAUUCAGGUACAACAUGUCUGAAUUUAUUUAGGUACAUAUGUACAUCUGAUUGCUUGUCAAAAUCCAAAUCACCUGAGGAUAAUAUCAUGUUAUUGUAAUUGUUACACCAGUUAAUUAAUGUAAUAAUCUAAAAGCCUGAUAUCCACGAAUGCCGUGCUUCUAGUUAAAUAUAAAUGUAUUUAGAGAUCCUUCAUGUCUUACGCCAUUCCAGAAAACAGCACCACUGUAGUGGAAACUAUUGUGAAGAUAAUUUGUGCCUGGCAAUGGUAUGGCUAAUAUAUUCACAGACAUCCGGAAAAGUGUGUGGAGGUGUAUCACAUCGUUUAGUAAAUUUUUGGGCAAAUAGUGUGCUUGGAUUCAUUAGGCGAACGGUGGGUCCUAAAAAUCCUCAGUUGUUUUCAAAACUUUAUAAGAGUCUAGUACGUCCGAUACUCGAGUACUGCUCUCCAGUUUGGUGUCCGCACCUUAAAAAAGACUUAAACACCUUGGAGAAAGUACAACGUAGAGCAUCUAAAUGCGCCCUUGGAAAUGUUGGGCAAGACAUGCCUUACGAAGAACGCCUAAAGCUCCUUAAAUGGCCAUCACUUGAACAAAGAAGAUUAUUUUCGUCGCUUAUCGAGUGUUAUAAGACAAUAAAUAGACUUAAUGGACUUGAUCCCUCGGCAUUUUUUACAUUUGCACAUGAUUUUCGGCCCUUAAGAGCCAACCAUCGUUUUAAACUUAAGCUUACAUCAGCAACUUUAAAUAGUUUUAAACAUUCUUUUUUUAUACGCAUAAUAGAUAAGUGGAACAAUCUCCCAAAGGAAGUUGCUGAGGCGGAGAAUUUGAAUAUUUUCAAGAACAGACUGAGACGUUAUCUUAUAGAUUUUUCUAGUGAACACUAAGUUCUUUUACUGUGUGAUGUUUUAUAUACAUAUAUAGUUACUAUUUUAAACAGUUGUAAAUAAUUUAUUUCUUAAUGUAUUUUAUUAUCAGGAGAUAAACAAGAAAGGGAUAACCUCUUUUAUCUCCUUUUCACUUUUUCGAUUUGGAUUUGUGAAUAAAUAGUUAUUAUUAUUAUUAUUAUUAUCGUGAAAUACACCAGAAGAUAUUGCCAAUACUUCUAAUCCAAUCUCUUGAUCACCUUCAAUUUAUUCGCAAUUUCCUUUGUCCUGCAGUACCUAAUUUUGGUGACUUGUGGCUAAAUUCCACUAGAGAGGUUUUCUACCAAAGCGUUUCUUGCUACAAAUUUUGUAAGGCUUAAAAAUCUCAAAAAAUCUUCCAACGAGAAAAAAGUUUUAAAAAUAAACCAAAUUGCAGCUUGUUUAAACUUGUCUAGUGCGCUUGGUGCUGGCGAUAUGUAUCUCAGCUUUGAUUGGUUAUGCUCCCCCUACCGACAGACUCUUUCUUGUUUUCUCUACAGCUGUUAGGUCGCAUGGGAACUCUUGAAGAAUCUGGUCAAGCCUGUUUAUACCUGGCUGCCGAAGCAACUUUCACUACUGGAAUUGAUUUGUUGUUGAGUGGGGGUGCUGAACUCACUUAUGGCAAGAAAACCCAAGUGGAAAAUGCAUAG